Molecule: messenger RNA, 609 nt
Organism: Acanthosepion pharaonis
Lineage: Eukaryota; Metazoa; Mollusca; Cephalopoda; Sepiida; Sepiidae
Source: the annotation of a GenBank genome assembly
AUGUAUCUCGGAUCAUCUAUCUAUCUAUCUAUCUAUCUAUCUAUCUAUCUUUCUAUCUAUCUAUCUAUCUAUCUAUGUCCAUCAAUUAAUGUCUGUUCGCAUCUAUCUAUCUAUCUAUCUAUCUAUCUAUCUAUCUAUCUCUUCCCCUUUCAAUAUGUUUUUUUUUUGUUUUCUUUCUUUCUUUUUCUUUUAUUUGUUUUAUUUCUUUUGUUCUCGUUCUUUUUGGUUUUUCUUUUGUUUCUGUUCUUUUGUAUUCUUUGUUUUCUUAUCACUUUCUUUUUCCGAUCUCUGUUGUUUUUUUAUUCUUUCUUUCUUUCUUUCUUUCUUUCUUUCUUUCUUUUCCCCUUUCUCUUUCUUUCUUUCUUUCUUUUUUCCUUUCUUUUUUCUUUUCUUUCUUUCUUUUCUUUCUUUCUUUUCAUUUUCUUUCUUUCUUUCUUUCUUUCUUUUGUUCUUUCUUUCUUUUCCCUUUUUAUUUUCUUUUUUUUCCCAUCAUUCAUUACAUUCUUUCUCUUUUUCUUUUUUCUUUCUUUCUUUCUUUUUUCUUUCUUUUUUUUCUUUCUUUCUUUCUUUCUUUCUUUUUUUUUUGUUUUCUUUCUUCUUUCUUUCUGA